AUGUCUCCUCAUGCCAAACUCUCGCGGAUACGGCCACGGUCGGUGAUCGCUCUCACCGGCCGAGCUGCAGGUCUAACUAGAGGCGUUGGCCGGCGCCAUCACCAUGACCUGAACCACUUCAUUGCCCGAGCUGACCAGCAGUCCGAACCAUUGGCACACGGCAAAGGACCGGCUCCCUUCAAGUUAGCAGUCAAAGACAAUAUCGCGACGAAAGACCUCCCGACGACAUGCGCCUCCGCCAUCCUCGCAGAACACGCCAGCCCUUUCGAGGCGACCAUCGUGCGCCAGCUCCGCGAGCGCGGCGCCGUGGUCGUCGGCAAAACCAACAUGGAUGAGUUCGGCGUCGUCCCGUACGCGAACUCUCUCGACACGGUCGGCCUGUUGGCGAGCAGCGUUGUCGCCCUCGAGAAGCUCGUCUUCGAGACGGGCCUGGAUCUGGAGCAUGACCCGAACGACCCUACGUCUCUGUCGAGCGAGUUCCGCCAGAGCCAGGCGCAGCAAGCGCCCGAGCAGCGGCGCCUCAAAGUCGGCCUGCCGCUCGAAUACAACAUUGAGGAGCUCGACCCCCAGAUCCAUGCCGCGUGGGUCAAAACCGCCGAGACGCUGCAGGAGCUGGGCGUCGAUGUCGUGCCUGUCUCGCUGCCAUCUACGAGACACGCUCUCUCCGCGUACUAUGUCAUCGCCCCAGCCGAGGCGUCUUCGAACCUGGCCAAGUAUGACGGUGUCCGCUACGGCAAGCGCGGCGAGGGGAGCGACGCGACGGGCCAAGUCCUCUACUCGGAGACGCGAGGCAAUGGUUUUGGGGAUGAGGUCAAGAGGCGCAUCCUGCUUGGUUCUUACAGUCUGAGUUCGGAGGCUAUGGACAACUACUUUAUACAGUCGCAAAAAGUGCGCAAGCUCGUGCAGCGGGACUUUGACCGCGUGUUCCGCCUCGAAAACCCCCUCUAUGACGAGCAGCAAUUCGACCUGAGCGACAUGACGGGUGACGUCGAGCUGGAGAACAAGCUUGGCCCCCAGCAGGUUGACUUUCUCCUGUGUCCCACGGCGCCCUCUUUUCCUCCGAGGAUCGAAGAUGUCGAGAAGCAGACCCCUGUUCAGUCGUACACAAACGACGUGUUCACUGUCCCGGCCAGUCUGGCUGGGCUUCCUGCCAUCAGCAUCCCGGUUCCGAUUCAGUUUCCGUCUCCCGAGGCCGACGACAGCCGAAAGGUGGCUGGGUUGCAGAUCAUCGGGCAGUACUGGGAUGACAAACGCGUGCUGCAGAUAGCAAGGCGUCUUGCGGAGAAGCUCGCGGCGUAA
Verticillium alfalfae VaMs.102 is the source of this 1299-nucleotide messenger RNA. RefSeq names its product glutamyl-tRNA(Gln) amidotransferase subunit A. Lineage: Eukaryota; Fungi; Ascomycota; Sordariomycetes; Glomerellales; Plectosphaerellaceae. Gene Ontology annotation, molecular function: glutaminyl-tRNA synthase (glutamine-hydrolyzing) activity. Gene Ontology annotation, cellular component: mitochondrion; glutamyl-tRNA(Gln) amidotransferase complex. The record is from RefSeq and is a predicted model, not a curated record. The coding region runs from base 1 to 1299 and encodes 432 amino acids. The transcript has 3 exons. Gene Ontology annotation, biological process: glutaminyl-tRNAGln biosynthesis via transamidation; mitochondrial translation.